Molecule: messenger RNA, 2365 nt
Organism: Mya arenaria
Lineage: Eukaryota; Metazoa; Mollusca; Bivalvia; Myida; Myidae
Product: conserved oligomeric Golgi complex subunit 6-like
Exons: 20
Coding region: 50-2035 (661 amino acids)
Biological process (GO): intra-Golgi vesicle-mediated transport
Cellular component (GO): COG complex
Source: RefSeq, a predicted model, not a curated record
AAAGUUUGAUAAUAAGUCCGUUGGCCUAACCCGGAAGUGACUUUCCAACAUGGCCGACUCCACCACGUCAAGUGUCAACACCGGGAAUGUUUCGGCCUCAAAUCCACUGACUAAGAAGUUAAACAAGAUUCUAGAGACACGGCUGGACAAUGAUAAGGACAUGCUCGAGGCCCUCAAGGCACUGUCAACGUUUUUCACGGAAAACAAUUUGCGGAGCAGAAGAAAUCUCCGCAGUGACAUAGAGAGGCGUAGUCUGGCCAUUAACGAAGAGUUCCUGUCCACCUUCCAGAUUGUGAAAGAUCAACUGGACAGUGUUUAUGCAGAUGUGAAAUCAAUGAAUGAAUGCUGUCAAGACAUGACCAGUCGUCUAAAAGCAGCCAAAGCGCAGACCCAUGACCUUAUUAACCAGACUACAAAUCUGCAGACUGAAAGCCAACAGUUGCAGAUGAAGCAACAAGUAGCUGACGAGUUUCUGGCACGGUUUCAACUGAAACCAGAGGAGGUCAGAUCCCUGCGCGGGGCCAAGGCUGGGGCAUUAUCACAGGACUUUUUCCAAUCUUUGGCGAGAGUAAAGCAGAUCCAUAACGACUGCAAAAUACUUCUGCGCACAAACCAUCAAACUGCAGGCCUGGAGAUAAUGGAAUCGAUGGCACUGCACCAGGAGUCCUCGUAUGAACGCCUGUACAGAUGGGCACAGAAUGACUGCCGUGCGCUGACUGGGGAGUCCCCAGACAUCUCCCCCAUCCUGUGCCAGGCCAUGUCUGCGCUCCAGGAUAGGCCUGUUCUCUUCAAGUACACAUUAGAUGAGUUUGGGACAGCCAGACGAACAGCAGUUGUGCGAGGUCUGAUCGAUGCUCUUACACGGGGAGGCCCUGGUGGUACCCCACGGCCUAUCGAGCUUCACUCCCACGACCCGCUCCGCUAUGUAGGCGAUAUGUUGGCAUGGUUACAUCAGGCAACUGCCUCUGAGAAGGAAUAUCUCAACAGUCUUCUCAAGAAAUGUGAACAGAAGAUAAAAAUAGCAAAGAAAAAGUACUUUGAUCCGAGCUCUAGUGACAUUACUGUCUGUGAAGCAACAGAGGACACAAUACAGGACACGCUUGGGCACAUUACUGAGGGUGUUUGCAGGCCUUUCAAGGUGCGUGUGGAGCAGGUGCUUGUCUCAGAGCAGGAUGCAGUCACACUUUACAGACUGAACAACAUUCUGAAGUUCUACCAUCAUACCAUACAACAGAUAGUAAAUCCAGAAGCAGCCUUGCUAGGGACCAUCAUUGAGAUUCAGGACCUGAGUCACCGUAUGUUCUUCAACAGUCUCACCUGUCACGCCAACAAACUCCUAGAUAAGGUAGAGCUUCCCCCAGCUGACCUGGCAGCCACGGCCUCACUUACCCAGACACUUGGCCUGCUGAAAGACGUGCUCCAGUGUCAUGACUCCUCCGUCAUCACUCUCGAAAACAAGAAACAGGACUUCAAACAGAUUCUGUCGUGUGUGCUGGACCCGCUGCUGCAGAUGUGUUCAGUGUCGGCCAGUCGACUCAACACCGUGGACAUGGCCGCGUACAUGGUGAACUGUAUAUGCUUCAUGCAGGCAACCAUUGCCCUGUAUGAGUACACAGACACCAAACAAGAGAUGCUUCAAGCACAGGUUGAUGCACAUAUAGACGCGCUGGUGAGUGAGCAGGCCUCGUUUGUCCUCAACCGAGUAGACCUGGCCCAGAUUUACGGCACCAUACAGCAAUAUCAGCCCAAACAGGGACCCAUAGCCAAUCUACCUGGCCUAGAUCCUAUAACAGUCAAGUCUGCAAUGAACAAGUUUGACAGUUACCUGGCCAGCCCCGACUCCCUGACCCUGUCCCAAUGCAGUCUAAUAACCAGCUCCAAAUACAGGGAGUUGAUCAAGAAGAACUCGAGUGAUCUGAUCUGUCAGGCGUACCGCCUCAUGUACGAGGCCAUCUGUGAUCCCAGGAACGAGUACCGGGAGAGUACCAGUAUUGUCCCGCGCACACCGGACCAAGUUAUUGCCCUGCUCACGUGAUCAACAUGUAUGUGCUGGCAUUCAAACUGUCAUAAAGUGUUUUUUGACAUUGUAGCGUUCAAGCAGAAACGGGGACACUUAUAUGUGAACAACUCAUCAUAGCUGGUGACGUAGAUUGUUGUGAUACAUUGUAUAAUUGUGAUAAUGUUUGGGACUGAUUUCUAAUAUUUAUGGGUUGUUUCCGGACUCUUUAUUUAUCAGGAAAUGUCGGGUUAUAUAUCACUGAAUAGUGUAGUUAUUACUAGAAAUACAGUGUUACUACUGAGAUCACGGAUAUGUAAUUCUAUGUUUUGAUGUUGUUGUAUUUAAGAAAUAAAUUCUUAAAAAUAG